Metopolophium dirhodum (rose-grain aphid) is the source of this 2239-nucleotide messenger RNA. RefSeq lists its product as uncharacterized. The transcript has 9 exons. The record is from RefSeq and is a predicted model, not a curated record. The coding region runs from base 345 to 2117 and encodes 590 amino acids. Lineage: Eukaryota; Metazoa; Arthropoda; Insecta; Hemiptera; Aphididae.
UUAACAAUUUACGCAAAUACCAUUUAAUCUAUUCUGUGGUACUACGACGAUUUAAGAUAAUAUACAUGUUGCGUAUCGAACUCCCAUAAUUUAACCGGUGAACUAACUAUCUGAAACAGUUGUUCCCAGUACUACUUGCGCACCCUGAGGACAAAUUUAAAGAUUCAAUAAUACUAUAUACUAUAGGUAUUAUUGGUAUCAAAAGCAGAUAACCAUGGUAAGUGGUUUAUGUCGUUAUGAUAUUUAUAAUAUAUAUAUAUUCAACAUAUUUAAACCACAACGAAAAAAAAUAUUCACUUUCAGAAUUUAUUGAUCCACCCCGAUAGCCAACUCAAUCGAAAAAGAUGACAAAAAACAAUUGUUACAACAAUGAUAUCUCAAUAAAGGUUUCGUCCGCGAUCCUUUUAGCUAUAAAAUUUAUUCCUAAAGAUGUUAUAUGCAAUUCAACUGGUACAAUUACCUUAAAUAAUGAAAGUAUAUCAUUAAUUUUAAAAUGUUUUGGCCAUCAUCAUAUUGAUGUAGGAAAAUAUUUUAAUGAAGUGUGUGUCAUCCAAAACAAUAUAUUGGACAAAAGAAUAUUGACCUUUAAAUUAGAUGAUGAUAUUUUUAAUUUAUUCCAAUUCGUAAUAACAAAUCCAUUCAUCAAAGACAUGAAUCAUCUGGCUAAGCAUUAUAUUAGUAAACAGCCAAAAUUUAAAAAAAAAAACAAAAAUAUUAAAAAGUUUGCAAUACAAGAUAUAAAAAAUAAACUGAAUAGUGUGCAAAUGAACCAUUUAUUGCAAUUGUAUGAAAUGCAUAAUUAUCCUGAUAAAAAUAUUGACUGUGAUCAAAUAAAUAUUGUGUACAAAAGUAGCAAAAAAAUUGAACAUAUGAUGGGACUACUAAAUUCAAAUAAGUUGCCAUUGGGAUUUCUAAAUUAUAUUAAUACUCAUUCCAUACAUAAUAAAAAUGAUCUAAAAAAAAUGAUUGAAUGCAUGCUAACAAAUUUUAACACAAAUGAUCAAUUUAACAAAUUCGCAUUCAAUGAAUCAGAUGGCAUUCAAUAUUGUUUGAAUGGCUUUAAAAAUGUUUUAAUGUUGCACAUUGAAUGUUGCAAAUUGCAAAAAUUAAUUAGGUUCAUCAACAUUUUAAAUAAGUAUAAGAAUAGUGUCAUUGUAAAAAAUGGUAUUAUAUAUUACAAUGUAAUCAAAAGAUGUUUUUUUGAUUUUAAAUAUCAAUUUAAAUAUUUUGAUCAAUAUCUUUGUUUGGAUGAGAAUUAUGAAUUUGAUCUUACAUGUAAAAACGAUGAAGCAUGCAUCAUUAACAAUAAAAUAUUGUCUAUACCACAAGCCACACAAUUUGAAUCAGAACAUUUGACAUACAGUGAUGCGGUUGUAAUGACAUUUUUAUACAUAUAUAUUACUAAUACUGCUUUAAGCCAUUCUACAAUGCGCAAUAUAUGUGAUUCAUUUGAGUUGGUGAUGAAUAUAAUAAUGAAAAAUGACACUUAUGAUAACUCCAAAUCAUUCCUGAAACAUACCAUCGAAAAAUUUGAAAAAUUAAAUAUAAUUACUAAAAAUCAAGACUUCAGUCAUUCAGCCUAUAAAUACAAAAUAAAAUGUAUCCAUCCAAUAACUGAAAGUAUUAUAUUUAAUUACCGAUUGCGAAACGAUAAUUACAUAUUAGAGAAUUUACAUAAACUCAAAAAAGAUGAUGUUAAUGUAUAUGCCCAUAUAUAUAAAAAAAAUACUAAGAUGUUUAACCUUAACAUUACACAAUAUCACAAUGAUGAUACAAAUGUCGUGAAGAAGAUUAUUUGUGACAACCGCUUGACAAAAAGAAUUCAUAUUAUGGAAUCAGCAAUCAUCAACAUUAUUAAAAAUAAUUUCAAGACGGAGUAUACAAAUAUACAUGAUUAUUAUCAUUACAAGAUGAAUGAAUUACAAAAAGAAUCAAGUAAUGUAUUACGCUUAAUGAAUAGCAUAAAAAAAAAAUUUUAUAUUAUGCAAAUAGGAAAUGACAUUACCAAAGAUUCAAAACCACAAACUAAAAGAUUGGACACUACAUGUUUUUAUGGCCUCACUACAUUGGAUCUUUUUGAAAAACAACAAGAAGAAUUACAUGAAAUUAAAAUUUAACCAACAUAUUCAGUAUUUUUAAAAUGUUACCAUUAAUCAAUUAAUUCAAAUUUAUAUUUACUACUACUUUUUUUAAAUAAUUCAAUUUAUAUAUUAUAAUAUUUUACUUUUUUCUAACAUGA